AUGGUGCACGCCGAUGCAGCUAGCGUCCCUGCACAUAUCGCCUCGAAGGCUGCCUUUUAUGAGCAUGUACAGCUACAGGUAGAUGGUCUGCUUGAUGGCCAGACCAACUGGGUCACGAAUCUCGCGAACGUCAGCUCCAUCUUGUACAGCUCGAUGAACCGCUUCGAGGCAUGGCGCGACAAGCGCGUGAACUGGGCAGGCUUUUACCUCCUUGCCCCGCUAUUCCCAGGCACUCGCCAUCUUGCCUCUCUGACGCGCCCGAUGCUUUGGCUUGGUCCGUUUUGCGGAUUACCGGCGUGCCAGGCCAUACCCUCUGAGCGCGGGCGCGGCGUUUGCGCAGACGGCAGCGCCCAGUGGCCACCUGCUCCCUUGUGUGUGCCCCACACUGAAGCAUACCCUGGUCAUAUUGCCUGCGACGCACUCUCACAAUCAGAAAUUGUGGUGCCGAUAGUCGUUUCGCGCUCUCAACUCUCCCAAACGCAUCAGGCAGCGCUGCGCGGCGAAGGUCCCGAGCACCUCGUGCGCGCAUGGGCCGGUCGCGGUACCGACGAUCACGUCAUUGUUGGGGUGCUGGAUAUUGACUGCGAGUCGCAAAAUGGCUUUGAUGCCGUGGACGCUGACGCACUGCAGCGCCUCGUGCAGCGUGUUGUUCAAGCGUGCGACUGGUGCAUGGAGUGA
Molecule: messenger RNA, 678 nt
Organism: Malassezia restricta
Lineage: Eukaryota; Fungi; Basidiomycota; Malasseziomycetes; Malasseziales; Malasseziaceae
Product: L-methionine (R)-S-oxide reductase
Exons: 3
Coding region: 1-678 (225 amino acids)
Cellular component (GO): cytosol
Molecular function (GO): L-methionine (R)-S-oxide reductase activity
Source: RefSeq, a predicted model, not a curated record